AAAGGCCAAAGGGCGAAUCUUCUUCUUCUUCUUCUUCUCUGUCGAUCAAAUCCUUUUUUUUUUAGAUUCAAACCCAAAAUUGCAGAGCAAAGAUGUCUCGCCGAUCGCUAACUCUCCUCAAGAAUCUCGCUAGAAACGCGAAUGGAUCUGGUAUCCAGACCCGAUCCGUGACUUACAUGCCUAGACCCGGUGACGGAGCACCACGAGCGGUGACGCUGAUUCCUGGAGAUGGAAUUGGUCCUUUGGUGACGAACGCCGUGGAGCAGGUGAUGGAAGCGAUGCACGCGCCGAUCUUCUUCGAGAAGUACGAUGUUCACGGAGAAAUGAGCCGUAUGCCUCCGGAAGUGAUGGAGUCCAUAAGGAAGAACAAGGUUUGUUUGAAAGGUGGGCUUAAGACUCCUGUUGGUGGUGGUGUGAGUUCGCUUAACGUCCAGCUUAGGAAAGAGCUUGACCUCUUUGCGUCUCUGGUCAACUGUUUCAAUUUGCCUGGUUUACCUACUCGCCAUGAAAAUGUCGAUAUCGUUGUCAUCAGAGAGAACACUGAAGGUGAGUAUGCGGGGCUUGAGCAUGAGGUUGUUCCUGGUGUUGUUGAGAGUCUUAAGGUGAUCACGAAGUUCUGUUCGGAGCGUAUUGCAAAGUAUGCUUUUGAGUAUGCCUACCUGAACAACAGGAAGAAAGUUACAGCGGUGCAUAAGGCUAACAUCAUGAAACUUGCGGAUGGUUUGUUCUUGGAAUCUUGUCGGGAGGUUGCUAAAAAAUAUCCGAGCAUCACCUACAAUGAAAUCAUUGUUGAUAACUGCUGUAUGCAACUUGUAGCGAAACCAGAGCAAUUCGAUGUCAUGGUAACACCCAAUCUCUAUGGGAAUUUAGUUGCAAACACUGCUGCUGGUAUUGCUGGAGGCACAGGAGUCAUGCCUGGAGGAAAUGUUGGGGCUGACCAUGCAGUAUUUGAGCAAGGUGCAUCAGCAGGUAAUGUUGGGAAAGACAAGAUAGUAUUGGAAAACAAAGCAAACCCAGUGGCAUUGCUUCUCUCAUCAGCGAUGAUGCUUAGACACCUUCAGUUUCCGUCAUUUGCUGACCGGCUUGAAACAGCAGUGAAAAAAGUCAUCGCUGAAGGAAAGUGCCGGACGAAAGAUCUUGGUGGAACAAGCACGACUCAAGAGGUAGUUGAUGCGGUCAUUGCAAAACUAGACUGACUUUGACAAAUUACGUGUUCCUUGUCUGCAUAAAUCAUCAAAUUCCUGCUACAGAUUUUGUGUGUUUGCCAAAAUAUGGGGUAUGAUCCAAUUCAAUGCACACCGUUUAUCUGGUUUUGUACCUCGAGUUUUAAUAUUCUUUUAGUCGUCGAAUAUUUCGAUAAGAAAAAAGAACAUGUUCUAAAUAAAUUUAUGUUGCUACCUUUGUUGGCGGCUUUCCUCA
Capsella rubella is the source of this 1419-nucleotide messenger RNA. RefSeq names its product isocitrate dehydrogenase [NAD] regulatory subunit 1, mitochondrial. Gene Ontology annotation, molecular function: isocitrate dehydrogenase (NAD+) activity. NCBI's taxonomy places the organism in Eukaryota, Viridiplantae, Streptophyta, Magnoliopsida, Brassicales, Brassicaceae. Bases 93 to 1196 code for a protein of 367 amino acids. The transcript has 4 exons. Gene Ontology annotation, biological process: tricarboxylic acid cycle; isocitrate metabolic process. The record is from RefSeq and is a predicted model, not a curated record. Gene Ontology annotation, cellular component: mitochondrion.